GGGCGUGAAUCUACAGUCAAGAUGCUACUCGAUGAGGGCGCUGAUAUUAAGAAAACAGAUACAGUCUUUGGGCAGACGGCGCUUUUGCGGGCUGCUCAGAACGGGCAUGAGGCUGUUGUUAAGCUACUACUUGAGAAGGGCGCUGAUAUCAAGGAAAAGGAUUUUGGAAGACAGAUGGCGCUUUCGUGGGCUUCUCAGAACGGGCAUGAAGCUAUAGUCAAGCUGCUGAUUGAGGGAGGUGCUGAUAUUGAGACAAAAGAUUAUGCAGGAGAGAUACCACUUUCCAAGAGCGCUGAUUCGAAGUAG
This is a messenger RNA of Trichoderma virens Gv29-8, 306 nucleotides long. RefSeq lists its product as uncharacterized. The record is from RefSeq and is a predicted model, not a curated record. The annotation marks the transcript as partial. NCBI's taxonomy places the organism in Eukaryota, Fungi, Ascomycota, Sordariomycetes, Hypocreales, Hypocreaceae. The transcript has a single exon. Gene Ontology annotation, molecular function: protein binding.